Paramecium tetraurelia is the source of this 1041-nucleotide messenger RNA. RefSeq lists its product as uncharacterized. Gene Ontology annotation, molecular function: protein binding. The transcript is spliced from 4 exons. NCBI's taxonomy places the organism in Eukaryota, Ciliophora, Oligohymenophorea, Peniculida, Parameciidae. The record is from RefSeq and is a predicted model, not a curated record.
AUGGAUAGUCUUUACUCAAAAUAUAUCGUCCCUAUGUAACCAGAGAAAAAUUAAUCCUAAUCUCCGAAUUCAUAAGUAGCAUUCAACAACAUUCAAUAAUUACUUGAAGAUUACAGUCCUUCAAAUCGUAAACUCAGCUUUUCUGAAUACAGAGGUUAAGAACUAAAAGACUCAUAGCAACUGUCCAGUCAAAACAAAUUGAGUCAAGAUUUCCCAAGCGAGUUCGUCAAUUCUCAAGUGAGAAAUUAUGAUUUAUCAUAAUACUAGAUCAAAAAAGAAUAAAUUAGCAUUGAUAUGAAUAAAAAAGAGUAGUAGGACUUUUAAUUCUUGAAAGACGAUUAGCUGAUGUAAACCAAUACUAUCAUUGAAUCGCCAACAAAGAUAAAUGGAGAUGAUUCGCCAAAGAAGAAUAAAUUUAAAGCCUUCGGGAAUUUACUACUGAGUAUUAGAAGAAUGUAAUAGAACAUAGUGGAACAUAUUUCUAAUCUAGAUUAAUUAAAAGAAACAAUGAUACAACCAUCCACCAACAUGAAUGUGUCUAAAAUACAUCCAGAACCCUCAUCAAGAGAUUGUGAAAAUAUAAAUGAAAUCUUAUCAAACUUGAAAUUAGUAGAUAGAUUCAUUUAUUAUUGUGAAUAAGGUUCCUAAUCAGAUAUUCAAAAUAUGAUCAAAUUAUUAAAAGUGUAUCCAAAAAAACACUUGUAUUGUCCUACUGAUCCGAAACAUAUACUAAAUUCGUUCAAUAAGUUUGGAUAGAACUCUUUAUACAUAUCAUGCAAAAAUGGCAAUAUUGAAGUUAUCAAAUUCUUAUUAGAUUAAUAAGCCAAUCCUUUUAUAAAAAGCAAAGUCUAUGAAAACUUUUAUGAAUCUCCUUUAGAAGUCUCAAUUAGAUGGAAUCAUUACAAUUGUGUUCAAUUAUUACUAGAUAAAUCUAACUAUUCAAAUAAAGAGUUAAAAGCAGCCAUUCGAUAAACUUCAAAUCCUCAAAUAAAAUAACUCAUUAAAUCAAAUCUCAAAGCAGACACUCUUUGCUGUUUUUGA